Penicillium alfredii is the source of this 2790-nucleotide messenger RNA. RefSeq lists its product as uncharacterized. Bases 1 to 2790 code for a protein of 929 amino acids. The transcript is spliced from 2 exons. The record is from RefSeq and is a predicted model, not a curated record. NCBI's taxonomy places the organism in Eukaryota, Fungi, Ascomycota, Eurotiomycetes, Eurotiales, Aspergillaceae.
AUGGAUUUACAAACUCCGUCUGUUCUGGCGCAAUUGCCUCGCCCUCUUCACGCUUCUACCGGCAAAACUCGCAUCGGCGAUGUCUUCAGUCUCGCCGAUGCGAAAAAGCGCAAGCGCUAUGAAGUCGCUGUCGCAAUUGAUGGAGAGGCUGUCAACAUUUACAACGUGCAAACUCCCAAGCUCGUGACCUCGUACGCUGUCCCGCCGCAAUCUACCUUCUCUUGUCGACCGUGCUCGGUUCGCAGAAAGUUGUCGAAAGAUUCGACAGUCAAACGACAAACAUAUGCCGCUGUGAACAAGCCCGAGCACCAAAUUAAGUGCUUUGUAGAGGAAAUCAGCAGCACUGGCUCGAAUGCUCCCGCCAUUUCCUCCUCCACUGCCACUGUCGCAGAUUCGAGCAGUCCUACCACUUUUGUCGGCAUUGUCCCUUCUGGGACUGACGAUGGGGAGAGCACAGACCCGUUCGACAUUCUAGCAGUCCACCAGGAUGGCCUCGUGCGUAGGAUGUCAUCGGAUUUAAAAUCCGAACGAUGGAGCCUUAAGCAUAGCGAAGUUGCUAAACUCUGCUCAACCCACAGGAUUCAUUCAUGCUUUCUGGUCGAAUUUGAUGAUGCCAAGAAGGCACUUUUCAAAAGAAGACAAGAUUUAGCCGCACUGGCGCUCGGGGAUCUAACGACUUCGGGAGCCGAGCCAUCCAUACUAUUGCUAGUCUCUCACCCCGCGGGCAACGAUGAGAUUGAAUUGAAGGACGUCAGUGUGCAAAUGUUUUCGGUUCCCGCGGAUGCACAACCGCAAUCCAUUGCACUGGAUGAAAGUCAGCGGUUGCGGCAUUUGCAAACCAUCCACAUUCCUGAUCUUAGUGAGUUGAAGGGGAUCAGUAGCAGCUCCAUGCAUUGGAACUUCCAUUCAGGGUCGGCAGGGCUGAAUCUCUCUUUUGAGAAUGGCUUCCUCAAUGUCGAUCUCUCGCAAUAUUCGCCCACACUGACGUCGCAGUUCGUCCUCGAUGAUGAACGCUUCUCUUCCAUCAUGCGCAUUUCUCCGCAGUCUGUGAUCGGUGCCAGUCAAUCUCUUGUUGCAGUAUACGACACUCAAUAUCAAUCUGUGCAGCGCAGUAUUGCCGUUGGGGACAUUGUAUCGGGCGCCGGAUCGACCGCAGAAGGCCCUACGGUCUUCAUCAGCUACUUCGCCAAGCUGGGGAUUGCAGUUGCGACGAAAGGAAAUACUUUGAUUGCAUUCGACUUAAGCUCGCUGCAUCAUGCACCAAGCUCCUCACUCAAGCGAUCGAGGGAUGGUCUCCUAAUUGAUGCUAUCGGGCGCGGCAUCGGCUCUUCUGCUUCUCAAUGGGAUAUGGGAUCCAAAAAACACCGUUUCGAGAACAUGGCUUCCCUGGGGCUCACCUCCCCUGAGCAAAUGAAGAAGUGGAAGAAGCUUACUCAAGCUGUUGAAGACGCCACAAAGUCCAAAAACCCAACCUUGUUUGACCAAGCGGUGUCGGCAUACUUCCGCUCUGACGCUUCCACCUCAUUGCCAGAACGUGGACAAUAUGUGAAUCCCGAGGCAACCCUCUUCUUACUGUCCAAGAUCUUUGCCGUUCAGGAGUCGACACUCACAGACAAAGUAUCAGCCUCUUCAUCAUCUCAGCUCCGCGUUGUAAUGUGGCCUCCCAUUACAUGCGAUUGGCUUAUUCGCCUGGGGCACCUGUCCCUUGACAAUGUGGAGAUUGCGCUGCGACGAGCUUGCAAGCCACGCAUUCUCCAGUCGCUUCCGACGGGAUCUUUCGUCCAGGCCUUGGUUGAUUCUGAUCCGUCUCUGACGCACGUUAAUCAAGUCCUCGAGGGCCCGGCCCUGAUCUCCUCGGACGAGCUGGCUUAUGCGCUUAGAAUCUUCCUGGAUCAAGCACGAUCGCGCUCAGGUGCCCUCGAGGAAACCGCGCGAGCCGUCACAAACGGCGAUGUUUCUACCCCUACACAGGAACUCUCACGUCAUCUCGGGGGCGAGACGGCAUCGCUGAAGGAUGUCUUGAAGGGCUUGAACACUUCUCUGCAGAAGAUUCACUCGCAGCCACUACCAACGCUGGUUCAGUCUCUGCGCUCUAGUCUGUCUCGAACGGAUCUCAUUUCCAUGGUUCACCACCUCCGUCUUUCUCUUGCCUUUGGCGGUUACACCUCUCGCUUCACCGAAAACCCCCCUACGCCAAUUACUAUCGAUCAAAUCACCCCAACACUUUCCCUCAACACCAUCAUCGACCUCAUUACUGCUUCAGUGGAUGCUGUCGGUCCAUCAGGCUGGAUUUCGGCCCUCCCCGCUGUGAAUGAUCUCGAAAAUGGCUCUGAAUUCGCUAGUCGUGAGACGGAGCUGAUUGCCGACAUGAAGUCCGAAGUCUCCGCUGCGCUUGCAGGCGUGGAAGAAGCGACAUACUUGAAAGGUAUCCUGCACGAGUAUCUCCGUUUCGCUGACCAAGUGGCCACUUCAGCGACCACGUCUGCGGAUGCCCUGGCCAAGAUUGAAACCGAAACCGCGACCCCGGGUCCAUCGCACCUGGUCCGGUACGAGAAACUUAACGGUGCGGACCUGAUGGUCUUUACCCGCCCCGGCGAGGGUGAAGAUGGCUACGAUGGUGACGCCGGUGGCAAGUUGCUGCCACUGUCGCUCAAGCCCGGCUCUGCGGAUGUUGAACAUACCAAGCUGAAGAAGUCCACUGGUGAGACUAAGAAUAGGACUAGCCGUGAGAUUGGGUACCUGCGCCGCAAAGCGGUGGGCAAGUACUCGUUCGAGAGACUUCUCGUUUAA